AUGGUCCUGGUAUCAAACAUCUCCGCACUGUCGGUGGCCCUAUGUGCAGCUGCAGUUGGGGAGUUGGUCUACCCACCACCUCCACGUUGCCUGGUGUUCCUGGUGUUCCCGGUGUUCCCGGUGUUCCCGGUGUUCCUGGUGUCGCCCGGUGCUGCUGCACCUACGGCCACCACUCCCACGCUCCCCGGCGCCGGAGCCGAGGAGGCAACACCCACUCCUGAGGCCGGUGCGCCCGCCGUGAAGCCCUCAACCACUCCGCCACUGGGUGAUCCGGUCGCCACAACCCCCUCCAAGACGGCCGCUACAGCAACCAAAUCGACAACCACACCUCCUGGCGCCCUCGCGACCACCUCGUCGUCCUCGGUAGCCGGUGCGGGCGGUGCAGCAGCCGGCGGUGCAGGAGGUGCACCGACUCUAGCAGUUGCACCGGCUGACGUGUAUACAGCGACAGCAGGAUCGGGCGAAAUGCUCGAGUACUCAUCGUGCCUAGUGUUCGAGGAGAAGUGUUUGGAGCUAUGCGAAUUUGGCCUCUACAAUAUGAACUGUAACACGGGGGGCCUCUGUCUGUGCUACCGGACGGACCCGAUGGCCACGACGACCGAGGAGACUACUGCAGAUGAGAGCACUAGUGCUGUUAGUGCUGUUAGUUCUGUUAAUGCGGCGAUGAAGCGGACGUGGAAUGUUGCCAUGGUCGCCAUCCAGGCGGCGGCCGUGAUUGCAGUAACGUCGGCGUUCAUGUAAGCAUUCCAAUAGUUUUUUUCAUCGGUAAAUAGAGCAUGCUCUGAGAUUUUCACCCAGG
Messenger RNA from Linderina pennispora, 799 nucleotides. RefSeq lists its product as uncharacterized. The transcript is spliced from 3 exons. The coding region runs from base 1 to 741 and encodes 246 amino acids. The record is from RefSeq and is a predicted model, not a curated record. Lineage: Eukaryota; Fungi; Kickxellomycota; Kickxellomycetes; Kickxellales; Kickxellaceae.